UCCACAGUACAAAAGUUUGUGUCUCAGCAAACUGAUUGAUUGCGACAGUGCUGGAGAGCAUACUGAUUGUUCCAUUUCCUUCAUAGGCUCUGCUCUUCAGGAUCAAGCCUUGAGGCUAGGAGUUCCCGUGGGGAUCCUGUCAGCCCGGAUGUUCGCCGGCUGUGUGGAGCAGGUCUGCGCAGAGCCCAGCAACCCUGUGCUACUCAACGCCGAGCAAAGAAAGAAACUCUCUUCCUUGUUAGACAUUGCUCAGUAUUUAUUGACGCACAAUAUGUUCUCCCGUCUCUCCUUCUGUCAAGAAUUAUGGAAAGCACAGAACUCUUUGUUGCUUGAAGCUGUGUGGCGUCUUCAUGCACAAAACGUUGUGAACUUACAAGAGCUGCUGGAAAGUCAUCCUGACAUGCAGGCCAUGGCCACGUGGCUCUUUGGGAACCUGUGUCUUCUGUGUGAGCAGACCGACGCGUCCUGCCCGUCCACUGACAUUGCUGAGGCCAUGCUUUCCGGUUUGGUGCAACUAUUAGUUUUGAGGGGAUUUCAGGAAAACUUGGCUCUGAAAAGAACUGUGACACCUGAAAAGAUGCCCCAGGUCGCCAUCGAUGUUCUGCAGAGAAUGUCAGUUUUUGCACUUGACACCCUGGCUGCUGGCCGACUGGACACCUCAGAUCACAAGGCAGUGAGGGGCUGGUUUGGUGUGUACAGUGGACGCUCAUGCUGUGGUAUGAUCGGGGUGGAUUCUCUAAAGAGGUUCUUCAGUCACACUCUCACUCAGAUUCUGACUCACAACCCUGUGCUGAAAGUGUCUGAUGCCAUCCAAAUGCAGAAAGAGUGGAGCUUUGCAAAGACCCACCCUCUGCUCACCACUCUAUAUUGCAGGCUCUUUGUGAUGUUGAGUCCUGAGGAGUCUAUUAGCCAUUUGAAGGAAGUCCUAGAGAUGCAAGAGGUUAACUGGCAACGUGUGCUAUCCUGCGUGUCUACACUGGUUACUUGCUUCCCUGAGGCACAGCAGCUGGUUAAAGAUUGGGUGGCCUGUUUGAUGACCCGUGCUUUUGAGAGCUACCACUUGGACAACAUGGUCACUGCAUUCCUGGUUGUGCGCCAAGCCGCACUGGAGGGCCCUUCCAUAUUCCCAUCCUAUGCUGACUGGUUCAAGGCCUCUUUUGGAAGCUCACAUGGCUACCACGGUUGUAGCAAGAAGGCCCUGGUCUUCUUGUUAAAGUUCCUGUCUGACCUCGUGCCCUGGGAAGACCCCCGGUACAUGCAGGUGCAUAUUCUCCACCCACCGCUGGUCCCAGACAAGUACCGCUCCCUCCUCAUGGACUACGUCUCCUUGGCCAAGACACGGCUUGCUGACCUCAAGGUUUCCCUGGAGAACAUGGGACUCUACAAGACUUCUUCCUCCUCUGAGGACAUUGCAGAGCCUCAUAACCAAGCAAUACAGGACGUGGAAAGGGCCAUUGUGGUGUUUGAACACAAAGGGAGAAUCCCAGAGCCUGUCAUGGAGGCCAGCAUCUUCAGGAGGCCCUACUACCUGUCACACUUCCUUCCUGCCCUGCUCACUCCACGAGUGCUCCCGGUGGUCCCUGACUCCCGAAUGGCUUUUAUAGAGACUCUGAAGAGAGCGAAUAAGAUUCCCUCGUCCCUGUACAGUGUCUACAGUCAAGCCUGCGCCACCGCCAAGGAGAAGCAAUGUGACAGAACAAGGACAGAACCCACCUGUGCUGAAGGGCCCCUAGGACCACUCACAGCUGCACUUGAAGAGCUCCGAGCUUUAAUGACAGACCCCACCCAGUAUGAUGUUAUAUCUGCUCAGGUGGCCGUGAUUUCUGAAAGACUGGGUGCUGCUUUGGGUCGCAGUAAGGAUGACAGCAGCCUAGAGAGAUUGAAGAUUCGGCUCAACAUCCUUGCUCCCAGACUCGAGGGGCAGGACCAGGUGGUUGUGGAUCUCCUGCUCAAAGCCUUCUGUCAGAAUCUGAUGGCAGCCUCCAGCUUUGUGCCUCCAGAGAGGCAGAGUCCCUGGGCUGCUCUCUUUGUUAGGACCCUGUGUGGACACAUGCUGUUCCCUGCAGUACUUGCCCGCCUCUGCCAGCUACUCCGUCACCAGGGCCCAAACCUGAGUACCCCACAUAUACUGGGAUUGGCUGCUCUGGCUGUCCACCUUGGCGAGUCUAGAUCCAUGCUCCCAGAGGUGGAUCUGAGUCCUCCUGCCCCCACCGGCAGCUGUCCUAUCCCCAAGUUCCUGAACAGCCUGUUGUCCUGCUGCACCAGGGAGUCCUUGCUCUUCUCCAUGAAAUUCUGUACAGCAGCAAUUUCUUACUCUCUGUGCAAAUUCUCUUCCCAGCCCCAUGAUACCUUGCACAGCUAUUUAUCUCCAGGCCUGGUCAAAAAGUUUCAGUUCAUAGUGUUCAGAUUGUUCCCAGAGGCCCGAGCACCUUGCCCUCCAGAGGACACAGCUGGCCUCGCCUGGAGACCCUUGUACCUUCCUUCUGCAGACUGGCAGAGUGCUGCGUUCUCUUUGUGGAGACAGAGCAGCUUCCAAGAGCUGUUGAAGGAGACGGAGUUUCAUUUAACUUACAGAGACUGGCUACAGCUGGAACUGGAAAUUCAACCGGAAGCCGAUAUUCUCUCAGAUACAGAAAGACAGGACUUCCACCAGUGGGCAAUCCAUGAGCACUAUCUCCCUGCCCCCUCGGCUUCAGGGGGCUGUGAUGGAGACCUGGAAGUGGCAUGCACAGUCCUGGUCAGUGAGCUGAUGGACUUCUUUCAAAGCUCGAGGAAUUAUAAUCACCCAGAGAACUCUGAAUUAGUCCUUGGUGGCCGCACAGGAAAUGAAGAUGUCCUUUCUAGGCUGCAGGAAAUGGCUGUGGAUCUGGAGCUGGAACAGGGCUGUGCCUUGCCCCACACCCAAUCUACCUCUCAGGGACACUUUAUCUUCCGGGUGUUCCGAAGACGGCUCCAGGCUCUGUCAAGUGAGACUGGUGUAGCCAGCAGCCUUAGGAGACAGCACGAACUGCUCAUGUGUAAACGGCUCCUCCUCCGCCUGCCUUCAUCUUAUCUUGUGGGCAUCCCCCAGCUUGGACAGACCCUUAACUGUGAGGAAUUCUUCCACCUGGUCAAUUCUGAGUUGAGAAACUUCUGUUGUCAUGGCAGCAUCCUGACCCACGAUAUUACCGUCCACUUCUUCAGGGGGCUCCUCAAUGCCUGCUUUCACAGCCAAGACCCCUCCUCAACAGUCAAUCUGACCCUGACAGAGUGCCAGAGCAAAUGCCCCGUGAUUCUGACCUCUGCGCUGUACUGGUGGUCAAGCCUGGAGCCAGUGUUGUGUAGUCGGUGGAAGAAAUGCUUCCAGAACACACUUCCCCGGGAGCUACAGAGGUUGCAGGAGUCCCAGCAGUUUGCUAGCAAUUUCCUUUCCUCUGAUUCAGCUUCCCCUGCACCCAGCCCAGCCUGGGUCUCAGCUGCUGCACUGUACUUUGCAGUUAGAGAAGUCAGGAAGGAAAAUAUCAAAAGACAACUAAAGAAGCUGGACUGUGAAAGAGAGGAGCUACUUGUCUCCCUUCUGUUCUUCUCCUUGAUGGGCCUAAUCUCAUCCUAUCUGACUCCACCGGUGGACACUGCUGAGUCCCUAAAGGCUGUGGACAUCUGUGCCGAGGUCCUCAUGUGCUUGAAAAGGAAGAAAGUGUCCUGGCUGGUGCUCUUUCAGUUAACAGAAACAGAUGCAAGGUUGGGGUACCUCCUCCGGUUGGCCCCAGAUCAGCAUACCAGGCUGCUGCCAUUUGCCUUCUACAGUCUUCUCUCCUACUUCACUGAAGAUGCUAUCAUCAGGGAAGAAGCCUUCCUACGUACUGCAGUUGACAUGUACCUCAAGUUGAUCCAGCUCUUUGUGGAUGGGGAAACCAGGGCUGUGUCACCUCUGGCAAGCAGAAGUCUGCAGCUUCAGGGACAGUCUAGGCCCCAGGGCAACCCUGUACAGCUGAUAACAGAGGCACAAGUUUUUCUGCUGCAGUUAAUACCUCAGUGCCCAAAACAGAGCUUCUCAAACAUGACAGAGCUGCUGGCUGGUCGUGAAGAUUGUGACCCUGAAGUGAGUGCUGCCCUCCUGCGCAGGCAGCAGGCUAACCCCAAUUUUGACCUCUAUCAAGAGCCCCAUCUCUUUUGACUAAGCUUGUCUCAGUGCACCAACUGUCUCCUUUGUAAAUAAUUUAUUGCAAGCAUAACAUGGAGCUCCAGUUACACUAGAAAGUGGAUUACAAAUCUCCUUGAUUGCUCUAGUUGGGAAAAUCAAUCAAUUAUUCAUAAUCUGUGCCUGUCCCAAGUUGCUCAGUGUUCAUAGGAAAAUAAACUGCUGGUCCCAAAGCAGA
Molecule: messenger RNA, 4358 nt
Organism: Jaculus jaculus (lesser Egyptian jerboa)
Lineage: Eukaryota; Metazoa; Chordata; Mammalia; Rodentia; Dipodidae
Gene: Fanca
Product: FA complementation group A
Exons: 41
Coding region: 149-4156 (1335 amino acids)
Biological process (GO): regulation of regulatory T cell differentiation; interstrand cross-link repair
Cellular component (GO): Fanconi anaemia nuclear complex
Source: RefSeq, a predicted model, not a curated record